This is a messenger RNA of Dioscorea cayenensis subsp. rotundata (Guinea yam), 576 nucleotides long. RefSeq names its product early nodulin-like protein 1. The record is from RefSeq and is a predicted model, not a curated record. Gene Ontology annotation, molecular function: electron transfer activity. Lineage: Eukaryota; Viridiplantae; Streptophyta; Magnoliopsida; Dioscoreales; Dioscoreaceae. Gene Ontology annotation, cellular component: plasma membrane. The transcript is spliced from 2 exons. Bases 1 to 576 code for a protein of 191 amino acids.
AUGGCAACAAUCUCAGCAUCAAAUGCCUCCAAUCUCUUGCUCAUCACCUUGGCUAGUUUGCUCCUAAUGCUUGGCACAUCAACAGCAUAUGAGUUCCGUGUCGGCGGAGAGAAUGGUUGGUCAAAGCCGGACGGAAACGAGACAGAGUCUUACAACCAAUGGGCGACGAAGAACCGAUUUCACAUCGGCGACAUCUUAUAUUUCAAGUAUGUGAAUGAUUCGGUGUUGGUGGUGGAUCGUGAGGAUUACAACAAGUGCAAAACCAGUAAGCCGGUGAGAGAGUUCACAGACGGCAACACGACGUUUCGGUUUGAUCGGUUUGGGUUCUUUUACUUUAUCAGUGGCUUGAAGGACCAUUGUGAGGCUGGCCAGAAGUUGAUUGUGAGAGUGAUGGUGCACCCUGAAGUCUUGAGCCCUUCGUAUGCGCCGUCUCCUUUACCGAAUGGUGAAGAUGGUUUGAGCCCUGGUUCUUCAGUGAAGCCUAAGUCUAAUGGUGCAUCAAAGUUUAUUGCUGGUUCUAGCUCUUCUUCAGUGAUCAUGGUAGCUCUUGGAGUUAUAAUCUUAGUCUUUGCUUGA